Porites lobata is the source of this 2870-nucleotide messenger RNA. The record is from the annotation of a GenBank genome assembly. NCBI's taxonomy places the organism in Eukaryota, Metazoa, Cnidaria, Anthozoa, Scleractinia, Poritidae.
AUGGAGUUCCCAUUUGUUUCUAAAGUCAGCAUUGAAAGUCAGAAAUUAUUGAUGGAAACUCUUCAGAUGAUCCAGUGCAGGGAGCUGGCCAAAGUAGAUUUGGAGGAGAUGCAAACUGUUCAGGCAUAAACAAUGAUUGCUAUUGAAUUUUGCUAAUACAGUGGAACCCUGCAUUAUGACCACUCUGUUUAUACAACCACCUACAGUCGAACCUCUCUAAUACGGACACCGAAGGGACAGAGCAAAGUGUCCGUAUUAGAGAGGUGUCCGUAUAAAAGAGGUCACUACGAUGACGUCACUUUUAUGACCCCACUGACAGGUUAGAGUGUUCAGCCCGGGGGUACUUUAGGAAUUUCUGGGUGGGGAUGUGCCGCUGGGACCCUGGAACCCUUAACCUAUACCAGAGCUAGUUCAGCUGAAUUUUGCUACCCUAUACUAGAGUAAAUUCCUCAAAUCCCCCCUAUCCUAGAGUAGCUGUUUCCCUAGUCUAGAUAAAGUCUUCAACCAACUGAUCAGUUUCCUGAAAAAUGAUACCCUAUUCUAGACCCAAACGCUCUGAUUUAUAUACCCUAUCCUAGAGUAAACUGCUUGAAAACCAUACCCUUCACAGCGGCACAUACCUAUAUAGCACAUAUGUGGUAGUACCCCCAGUAACUGAAAUCAAGCCCAAAAUUCAGUGUAUUGUUAAUUUCUGAAUCUAAAUUGAUUAAGGUUAUUGUAUUUCUCAGUUACAGGCUGUACAUAUGAAUUUUGGAACAAAAUGAAAUUCUAAGAACAUAACGCACCGUAUUUAUAAAAGUACAAUUCCAGCACUUAAGGUGUAGCAAUAGUUCACAUUUUGACAUGUUCUGGUAUUGGUAUCGCUGACUGAUAAAGUGUCAAUGUUUGUGUAACCGCCGACGGGAAAUGGUACAUACUGCAAAUUAUCGACACCUUGUUCUCAGAGUGGCCGUAAUAAAGAGGUUAAGUUUGUACAAAUUUGCUCCCAAGGGCCGAGAUUUUGUGUCCAUUGUCCUUAUUAGAGAGGGUCAGUAUUAAAGAGGUUUUUUUCAAAGGAAAUGUAUGAGAAUUUUGUCGGUACAUAGGAAACUGUCUGAAUUAGAGAGGUGUCCAUACCAAGAGGAUCGACUGUAGUUAUUAUGACCAUAAUGACCCAAUGGUAAAAACAUUGUUCUUUAUAAUACCCUGUGAAUACAACCAUGCAUCUUAUCAUUACGACGUGGCUUUAAUGGCAAAAAGGUGGUCAGAGUAAUAGGGUUUCACAGUACUUACAGCUCUAACUACUCCAGGGUGCUUGUAAGUUAUGUAGCUACAUUGCAGUAUAAGUCAAUUCCAAGAGCACCCAUCACCUAGGGUUGUCAGAAAGUUUUGAAAUAGAUGGCUGAGUUGUCAAAGUAAGUGGCCAGUCCAGGGAUAUUUUAUUUGAAAUUAGACUAUCCGUAAAGAAAUGUCAAGCAGAGUAGCCGGCCGAUAGUAACCAAGUAGAUGGCAAUUUUCACCAGCAGCUGGCUACUUUAGACAGAACCCUGCAUCACCCCUCUCCCUCAUCCUGAUUCGUCCUUUUACCGAAAAGGGGAAUGGGGGGGACUUCAAUAUGAAAAUUAUGGGGAUGCUUGUCAUCUCAUGUAGGGGUCGAAGUUACAGAAUUUGGUGCCACUUGUGGUGUUUAAGAAGAAAAGCCAAUGUUUUUACCCAUAAAAUUAUCACCUAGGGUUGUGGGUAAAGAAAUAUCUACAGGUGUAAAAAACAAUGCUGUUGCUUGACUGUGUUGGAGUAAGGUCUCUUUUAGGGGUCAAUUUUUCCUACAAGCGACCCUGUCUCUUUAAUAUUGGAGUCCUUCCUCUCUCCCGGAGUGAUAUUUACCAAAUUAUUAAUGAAUGACGCUGAGUAUCUUAUGAAGAAUUAUGGAGAUCGAGUUGGGUGUUAUCCGUCGAGGCCGUAGGCCGAGGCAGAUAACACCCCCUGAGAUCUCCAUAAUUCUUCAUAUGAUACGAAAGCCGAAUUCAAUGAUAAUGUUUUAUUAUUCAUUUAAAAUAAUUCCUAGUUUAAAAACAUGGCUAAACAUGCUUAUCUCCAUUGAUCCAUCGAUGUUAAGUUCAUCUUCGAUAGUGCACGUUUAGGGUUGCUCAGCUCCGCAAAUAUUCUCCAAAUAGCAAAUGUCACCCUUGGAGUUGUCUUCUUGCUGUUCUUGCCAUGUUUUUAGCUAUUUUUUCAGCUAGUUCUUACUCUUGAAACGAGUGAAAUGUCCGCCAUUUUUCAAGUUAACAACCAAAACAACUCAACCUCAUCCCAGGUCUUCUCGGUUAACGGUGCAUUAACCUGUAGAAGGCUGCAUUUUUGAUGUCAUUUCCUCGUUAAACACAAAAUUCUUCCAAAUUUGGUCAUCAGUAACUGGUCAUGGUGAAUUGUGCGUGUGCUUUUAGCCAAUCAGAAUUGGGGAAAUAUUUUGAAUGAAUAAUAAUUUAGGUUAAUUAUGUACUUAACAUUCUGGCUACUUAAGGUUUCAAAUCUUUCAGUUAAACCAAGAAAACUGUGAACACCAGAAAUAUUUCUGGAAUGUUAUUGUGCUGCAAGAAAAAAGCGAAUCAGGCGUGAGAAAACUGAACCGCAAGCAGGAAAGUUAAUUAGUUUGUGGUUUUUGGCUAGUUUGCAUGUCCUGAUCUUUACUGUGAUUGGUCAUAACACAAUUCCUGAGAUAUUUUAAGACUGCUGACGGUUUUCCCGGUCACACUGUAAUAACCAUUGCUGUUCACUGUUUACAGGAUCUAAAGAUUAAAGUCUUAACAGAACAAGAAGAAUUCCAAAAGUUUGUUUACAAACAUGCUAAAGCCAACCACCACCUUUGCAACUAUAUUCACCCUAAUGGAUAG